Merops nubicus (carmine bee-eater) is the source of this 1260-nucleotide messenger RNA. RefSeq names its product carbohydrate kinase domain containing (gene NAXD). Gene Ontology annotation, biological process: metabolite repair. Bases 37 to 1260 code for a protein of 407 amino acids. Gene Ontology annotation, molecular function: ATP-dependent NAD(P)H-hydrate dehydratase activity. Lineage: Eukaryota; Metazoa; Chordata; Aves; Coraciiformes; Meropidae. The record is from RefSeq and is a predicted model, not a curated record. The transcript is spliced from 10 exons.
UCCAAAAAACGCCACGCCAAUUUAACGCUAGAUAAAAUGAUGGAAAAAUUCCUGCAGCAGAGCGUGGAUACAGAAGAGAAGUUUUACAGAUACGAAGAGCAGAGGCUCAAAAUCGAGGACAAGCGCCGCGAAGCCGAGCACGCUCGAGAGCUCCAGAUGUUACAGAUGUUGGGACAGAUGUUGGCAGGGAUUUCCUCCACGGUAUCCCAGAGGUCACAGUCUAUACCGGCGAGUCCACCUCAGCGAGCGAACCAUCGUUCCUAUGGGGAUAACUUUAAUUAUAGUGCUAUGACAGCAGCACUUUCUCCACCCAUAGUGAUAGAGAGGACUUUCUCCCUGCACAGAACACACACUCUGAAGGACAUGGAGAACAUCUUUCAGCUGGUGCGCAACGUCAUCCCCCCUCUGACAGGGAAGAGGCAUAAAGGCCAGGAUGGGCGUAUAGGCAUCGUUGGAGGAUGUCAAGAAUACACUGGAGCACCAUAUUUUGCUGCAAUUACAGCUCUCAAAGUGGGUGCAGAUUUAUCCCAUGUGUUUUGUACCAAAGAUGCAGCAACAGUAAUCAAAUCAUAUAGUCCAGAGCUGAUUGUCCAUCCAGUUCUUGAUAGUCCAAAUGCUGUCCAUGAGGUGGAAAAGUGGUUACCACGACUGCACUCAGUUGUCAUAGGACCUGGCUUAGGUAGAGAUGAAGUUCUGCUUGAGAACGCUAAGGGUAUUAUAGAAAAAUCAAAACUGAAAGGAAUUCCCAUCAUUAUUGAUGCUGAUGGACUGUGGCUCAUUUCCCAGCAACCUUCUCUUAUUCAAGGCUACCAACGAGCUAUCCUCACUCCCAACUACAUGGAGUUCAGCAGGCUCUAUGAAGCCAUGCUCAGAGACCCUGUAGACAGCAGUGAUCACCACGGGUGUGUGCUGAGGCUCAGCCAGGCCAUGGGCAAUUUGACAGUUGUUCAGAAGGGAGAAAGAGAUCUCAUUUCAGAUGGAGAGAAAGUGCUGGUGUGCAGCCACGAGGGGAGCAGCAGGAGGUGUGGAGGACAGGGGGAUCUCCUCUCUGGCUCUCUGGGAGUCCUGGCACACUGGGCCUUCCUUGCUGGAGCUGAAAAAACCAACGGUCAAAACCCCUUCCUGGUGGCUGCUUUUGGAGCUUGCUCUCUUACAAGGCAGUCUAACCACCAAGCCUUCCAAAAAUUCGGCCGUUCAAUGACUGCCUCUGACAUGGUUUCAGAACUUGGAACAGCUUUUAACAAACUUUUUGAAACCUGA